Arabidopsis thaliana (thale cress) is the source of this 1890-nucleotide messenger RNA. Its product is annotated as SGNH hydrolase-type esterase superfamily protein. Gene Ontology annotation, molecular function: hydrolase activity, acting on ester bonds. Gene Ontology annotation, cellular component: extracellular region. Lineage: Eukaryota; Viridiplantae; Streptophyta; Magnoliopsida; Brassicales; Brassicaceae. The transcript has 5 exons. The record is from RefSeq and is marked reviewed. Bases 111 to 1160 code for a protein of 349 amino acids.
AAUUUUUAAUUCUGUCUAUGUCGCGCUCUAUGUAUGCUUAUAUAUAGACUUUUCUCAUUACGUAUACUUCAAAGUUGCCAUUUUAUCUUUCUGUUAAUUGUUUUCCAAAAAUGGCCGAUAAAAUGUUCAAAGCAUUGUUGUGGGCUUUUGCCACGGCGGUUGUGAUGGCCGAGGCUGUUCGUGGACAACUAGUCCCUUGCUAUUUCGUUUUCGGAGACUCUGUCUUCGACAAUGGUAACAACAAUGAGUUGGAUACCCUGGCCAAAGUCAACUAUUCACCUUACGGUAUUGAUUUUGCUAGAGGUCCUACCGGGAGGUUCAGCAAUGGUCGUAAUAUUCCCGACUUUAUCGCUGAAGAAUUGAGAAUUAGUUAUGACAUUCCACCAUUCACCAGAGCAUCGACGGAACAAGCUCACACCGGAAUAAAUUACGCUUCUGGUGGUGCCGGACUUCUCGAAGAAACUAGCCAACAUUUAGGUGAAAGAAUCAGUUUUGAAAAGCAAAUAACUAAUCACCGGAAGAUGAUUAUGACGGCGGGAGUUCCACCGGAGAAGCUUAAGAAGUGUCUAUAUACAAUUAAUAUUGGAAGCAAUGAUUAUCUCAACAACUAUUUCAUGCCGGCUCCCUACACUACCAAUGAAAAUUUCAGUUUCGAUGAAUAUGCUGAUUUUCUCAUUCAAAGUUAUCGCUCUUAUUUGAAGUCAUUGUACGUCUUAGGAGCAAGGAAGGUAGCGGUCUUUGGGGUGAGUAAGCUUGGGUGCACGCCGCGGAUGAUCGCCUCCCAUGGUGGAGGUAAAGGCUGCGCUACUGAAGUGAACAAAGCUGUCGAACCUUUCAACAAGAAACUUAAAGAUCUCAUCUCUGAAUUCAACAGAAUCAGUGUUGUUGAUCAUGCUAAGUUCACCUUUGUUGAUCUUUUCAGCAGCCAAAAUCCUAUUGAGUAUUUCAUUUUAGGAUUUACGGUAACAGACAAAAGUUGUUGUACGGUAGAAUCAGGGCAAGAACUUUGUGCCGCAAAUAAACCGGUUUGUCCGAAUCGAGAACGGUACGUCUACUGGGACAAUGUCCAUAGCACAGAAGCAGCUAAUAAGGUCGUUGUAAAGGCUGCGUUUGCCGGACUCAUUACGUCUCCUAUAAGCAUUUUACUGCUUGUACUAUAAUAUUGCUAGUAAAGCCUAAAAAGAUAUCAUUCUGCUUCCAAAUACCUUGCAUUAAUUUAGAAUUAGUAUUGCUAAAUUGUAACAACAUGCCAUCAUAUUUCCAUCAUUGAGUUUUGUUAUGGAUUUGGCAAACAACCCAAUCUAAGUCAAAUUCAUUGCAUGCAAGAUCAUACUAAAUGUUGUACUGGAGAAAGCACGAUAUUCUAUAGCAUUUUUUUUUGUUUAAAUGUUAAUUCCAUUGUAGUAAGAACAAUAAUAUAUAGUUUAGAAUCUGUUAUUACAAUUCAAUAAUCACUACAAUAUAAGUAGAAUUCAAAUGAAAGUGCAUAAAUAUUUGUAUACGUCAUGUAUAUAAAAAACAUAUAAGGCCUAGAUAUCUUCAUAAAAGUGUUUCUUGAAGGCCUCCAUGUGAGCCACCUGUAGACACGUCGCGAGAAUCACCGAGCCAUCUUCGUUUUGAUCCGGCAAGAUCAGCGAGUCGCCGUCAAAGUCAUGCGUGCCUGGUCCCGUGUAGAACUCUUUGCCCCAUCCGAAAUCAAGGCCGUACAUUGGCAAAGUUAACCAGCUCACCACUCCAAGAUUUGGGUUUCCGUAGAAUGGACCUUCCGUGCUUCCCAAGGCAUGUAGAUCUUGAAACUUCUUCAGAUCUUUUUGGUUCUUAAGAUACUCUAUCCCAAUCAUCACGUAUUCGUUUGUUACAUUCUUUAUGGCUUUACUGAUUAAACUCGCC